CUGUUCUUUCUCUUUCACCUUAGGCAAGAUGCAAAGCUUGACCUCUUCAGCGUUCAGAAUGUUUUCAGAUUCAGUGUCAGGGAUUUUUCCAUUCUCAGGUUUAAAAUUUUAACCUCCCCUAAACUGUUUGGCAAACGAUUUAGAGACUGGUUUAUUGCUCAUAGAAGCUGGAGGCACAAUGCAUGAGACCAGUAAUGUAGACAAAGACUUUAUACCUACUGAAUUGCUGGCAAACCCAGGUUAUCUGCCUUCAGAAAAGGGUUCUCAUAAUAGUAUCUUGAAACGGGUCUUCGUUUCACCCUUGGUCAUUUGUCUGAGUCUGACUAUUGUGCUGUGUGGAAUGGUUACUACAGCCCUAGUAGCUACAGUUAAAUUCCACCGAAAGCCACCAGAAUGUCUUGAAGUUGCAUGCCCAGACAACUGGAUUGGCUUCCAAAGAAAAUGUUUCUAUUUUUCUUUUGACACCAAGAAUUGGACAUCCAGUCAAAGAUAUUGCGACUCACAAGGUGCUGACCUUGUACAGGUUGAAACUUCCCAGGAAAUGGAAUUUCUGUUGAGAUACAAGGGUCCUUCUGACCACUGGACUGGACUGAGCAGAGAACAAGGCCAACCCUGGAAAUGGACAAAUGGUGAUGAAUUUACUGGAUGGUUUCACAUCAGAGGAGGAGGAGAGUGUGCCUAUUUGAAUGACAAAGGUAUCAGCAGUGCAAGGAGCUACACAGAGAGGAAGUGGAUUUGCUCCAAACCAUUGCUCAGACCCAAUUACGUAGGCCCAGAUGAGGCAGCAAAGCCAUAACUGAUCUUCAUUUGUGUCCCUGACAGGAUAUGUUUGAGUCCUAAUCCCUGGUUCUACACACUUGAAACCAUCUGUAAGGCUAAGGUGAGGCCAAACUGAACCCUCCACCCCGAGUUGCUGGGGGAAGGUGCAGAGGUGUUGGGCUUCCUCACCUGCAUUGUUGCUGACAUUCUCACAAACAUUGAGGACUGGCAGUUUGGUGUGGUGAGCUCUCUAUCUUGGGAUAUGCCCUUGUGAAGCUUGUUGCUGCAAAGGAGAAGCUAAAUCUGCUUAUAAUUGUGCCUAAGAGUCUCCCCCUGAAUACCUCUUUGUUGCUCAGUUGUGGCCCUCUCUAGCCAAGCCAACUUGGCGGGU
Choloepus didactylus (southern two-toed sloth) is the source of this 1150-nucleotide messenger RNA. RefSeq names its product C-type lectin domain family 2 member D-like. The record is from RefSeq and is a predicted model, not a curated record. Gene Ontology annotation, cellular component: external side of plasma membrane. The transcript has 5 exons. The coding region runs from base 179 to 796 and encodes 205 amino acids. NCBI's taxonomy places the organism in Eukaryota, Metazoa, Chordata, Mammalia, Pilosa, Megalonychidae.